ACACCCUACACGUCUGCCGCUUUCUCUCCCCGCCCCUUUUAAUUUUUCUUCGAUUUUCCCUCGCCCAUCACUGUAAUCACCGCCAAAGCCCUACGCGACUCCGAUUUCUCUCUCUGCCCUCGUAUCUCCCUCGCAGUGGCAGGUACACGCGAACUGUUUCUUUUCUCUUAUCUCCCUCUGCCGUCGCUUGUCGCCGGUCGCUGGCACACCCUCACCCCCACUUUACUUUCUUCUCAUCAUUCUAUCUGUAAUUGCCUCUUACUUUUGGCAUAAGUUUGCAAUAAUUUAUUUCGCAGGAAGAUUUUUGAAGUUUGACUCAUGGAUCCUCAACCUGAACCAGUCAGUUACAUCUGUGGAGAUUGUGGAAUGGAGAACACUCUGAAGCAAGGUGAUGUCAUACAAUGCCGAGAGUGUGGUUAUCGUAUUCUCUACAAGAAGCGUACCCGUCGCAUUGUUCAGUAUGAGGCCCGCUGAAAUGCUUAUUCUGGCGUUGGACUUCUAGUAUCAUGAAUAUUUUGUAAGUCUUUCUUAGGAAAACAAAAACGAACUCGAUAUGGCCUAAGGACUUGCUGUAAUGCAUUAUCCUCGUGAGAUAAGUUCAUGUCCUACUGGUAAUAUGAAUGGUCAAUUCUGCAUACACUGGAAGGUUCACAUUUGCAUUUCCAUAUCAACAUUUGAUUCCUAUUCCA
Cucurbita maxima (winter squash) is the source of this 689-nucleotide messenger RNA. RefSeq names its product DNA-directed RNA polymerases II, IV and V subunit 12. The record is from RefSeq and is a predicted model, not a curated record. Gene Ontology annotation, cellular component: RNA polymerase III complex; RNA polymerase I complex; RNA polymerase II, core complex. The transcript is spliced from 3 exons. NCBI's taxonomy places the organism in Eukaryota, Viridiplantae, Streptophyta, Magnoliopsida, Cucurbitales, Cucurbitaceae. Gene Ontology annotation, molecular function: zinc ion binding; DNA-directed RNA polymerase activity; DNA binding. Gene Ontology annotation, biological process: DNA-templated transcription. Bases 319 to 474 code for a protein of 51 amino acids.